CCUUGGGUGGCUGCUUUGCUCACUCAGGGAACUAAGCUGAAAAGCAGGCGUUCUUUUCAGCUCAGAUAAGCUACACCUUUCAGAGCUCUUCGGGAAUGUCUUGGGCUGAGCGACUCGGGCCUUGUCCAGCUCUUUCCUCUCAGCAGGCUCCGGCUAUGGACGUAUGUCUGAGCUCCGCGCAGCAGCCUGGGCGCCGGGGGGAAGGACUCAGCUCCCCGGGUGGCUGGUUAGAGGCUGAGAAGAAGGGGGCUCCGCAGAAAGACAGCACCGGGGCAGUCCUGGAAGAAUCCAACAAGAUAGAACCAUCUCUUCAUAGCCUCCAGAAAUUUGUUCCUACAGAUUACGCCAGCUACACUCAGGAGCAUUAUCGGUUUGCAGGAAAGGAGAUUGUCAUCCAGGAAUCCAUAGAGAGUUACGGAGCGGUGGUGUGGCCAGGGGCUACGGCUUUGUGUCAAUACUUGGAGGAACAUGCCGAGGAACUCAAUUUCCAAGAUGCAAAAAUACUUGAAAUUGGUGCCGGACCAGGCCUUGUUUCCAUUGUGGCCAGUAUUUUAGGAGCUCAAGUCACAGCAACAGAUUUGCCUGAUGUCCUGGGAAACCUUCAAUACAAUCUUUUAAAAAACACACUACAAUGUACAGCACAUCUGCCUGAAGUGAAAGAACUGGUGUGGGGGGAAGACCUGGACAAAAACUUUCCCAAGUCAGCUUUUUACUAUGAUUACGUCCUAGCCUCGGAUGUGGUCUACCAUCACUACUUCCUGGACAAGCUGCUCACCACCAUGGUGUACCUUUCCCAGCCAGGGACGGUGCUGCUUUGGGCAAACAAAUUCAGGUUCAGCACCGACUAUGAAUUUUUAGAUAAAUUCAAGCAAGUUUUUGACACAACACUGUUGGCUGAAUAUCCAGAGUCAUCAGUCAAACUUUUUAAGGGGAUACUAAAAUGGGACUAAAUCCAACAAAAUGCCUUUCACAACGUUACUGUGUCUUUUGAGCAAUGUGUUAGAAAUUGCUUUGGUAAUAGACUUCUUUCAUAGGAUUGAGAAGGUAGUGCA
Molecule: messenger RNA, 1052 nt
Organism: Pan troglodytes (chimpanzee)
Lineage: Eukaryota; Metazoa; Chordata; Mammalia; Primates; Hominidae
Gene: METTL21C
Product: methyltransferase 21C, AARS1 lysine
Exons: 4
Coding region: 96-950 (284 amino acids)
Source: RefSeq, a predicted model, not a curated record